GUCUCUCAUGUGAUUGGCGGAAACGAGUCACCACCGAGUUUUAUUUACGGCCCGCCUCUCUCAUCGCCCCGUGGAGAGAGUCGAUUGCAGGACGCAGAUCGGUUCCCGUGGACGCAUCUGCUCCAUCGGAUUCUCCUUAAGAUCGCCACUGCACUUUACGCUCUCUCCUUUGCCCAUCUUCACCGCGGGGCAUCGUUUGGAUCUUGAUCUCGCGUUAGGGUUCCUGUAGGAUCUGCUGUUUCUCAUCACGAUGGGUGGGGGGAAGAUGGCCGCGCCGCUCCUCCUGCUGCUCAUCGCGUCCUCUCUUCUCCAGAUUUGGGCGUCGGAUCCGUUGUUCUACGAAUCAUUCGAUGAGCCGUUCGAGGGGCGAUGGAUCGUGGCCGAGAAGGAGGAUUACAAAGGUUUAUGGGAACACUCCAAGAGUGAUGGUCAUGAAGACUAUGGGCUUCUUGUGAGUGAGAAGGCUAGGAAGUAUGCAAUAGUUAAGGAACUCGAUGAACCUGUCAUCCUCAAGGAUGGAACUGUUGUUCUACAGUUUGAGGUUCGACUACAAAAUGGACUUGAAUGUGGAGGCGCAUAUCUGAAGUAUCUUCGUCCUCAGGGAGCCGGAUGGUCUCCCAAGGGAUUCGACAAUGAAUCUCCAUAUACUAUAAUGUUUGGACCAGAUAAGUGUGGGUCAACGAAUAAGGUGCAUUUCAUCCUUCAGCAUAAGAAUCCCAAAACUGGGAAGUUUGUGGAGCAUCAUUUGAAGUACCCUCCAUCUGUCCCAUCUGACAAACUCUCUCAUGUCUAUACUGCUAUUCUGAAACCUGAUAAUGAGCUGAGAAUUUUAGUUGAUGGAGAAGAAAAGAAGAAAACAAAUUUCUUCUCUGCUGAUGACUUAGAGCCAGCGCUUAUUCCACCCAAGACCAUACCUGAUCCUGAUGAUAAAAAGCCUGAGGACUGGGAUGAGAGGGCCAAAAUUCCAGACCCUGAUGCUGUAAAGCCAGAUGACUGGGAUGAAGAUGCACCAAUGGAGAUUGAAGACGAGGAAGCUGUCAAGCCGGAAGGAUGGUUGGAUGAUGAACCUGAGGAGGUUGACGAUCCUGAAGCCACAAAACCAGAAGAUUGGGAUGAAGACGAGGAUGGGGAAUGGGAGGCACCAAAAAUCGACAACCCAAAGUGUGAAUCAGCACCCGGCUGUGGAGAGUGGAAGAGGCCACUGAAGAGGAAUCCAGAAUACAAGGGAAAAUGGCAUGCUCCUUUAAUUGAUAACCCGAACUACAAGGGUAUCUGGAAGCCACAAGAGAUAGACAACCCCGAUUACUUUGAGCUUGACAAACCAGAUUUCGAGCCAAUUGCUGCUAUCGGUAUUGAGAUUUGGACAAUGCAGGAUGGCAUUCUUUUUGACAAUAUCUUGAUAACCGGUGAUGAGAAGGUUGCGGAGUCAUAUAGGUCGGAGACAUGGAAGCCUAAAUAUGAAGUUGAGAAAGAAAAGCAGAAGGCUGAAGAUGCUGCUGCUGAAUCUUCAGAUGGUCUGUCUGGUUUUCAGAAGAAAGUUUUUGAUGUUCUAUACAAGAUAGCAGACGUCCCUUUCUUGGAACCAUACAAGAUCAAAAUCAUCGAUGUCAUUGAAAAAGCAGAGAAACAACCAAACGUCACUAUUGGAAUCCUGGUGUCCGUAGCAGUAGUGGUUGCUACUGUUAUCUUCAGGGUUCUUUUUGGCAGAAAGAAGCCUCAGGCUCCAGUUGCAAUGACCGCCACCGAGACCAGGAAUUCUGGAGCUGCCGAGUCUGAAGCUCCAGGAAGCAACGACGAUGACGAGAAAGAAGAGAACGAUAAAGAUGAUGCUUCAGCCCCACGCGCCAGGCGGUCUAGGAGGGAGACAUAAGGCAGAUAGGUGUUCAAAUUCUAGUUAUUCAUUUUCAAUAUGAGCUUUUAAGCUUUCCAUUUGAGCAUGUAUGGAAGUUUUAUUACUGGCUCUUAGCAACUCAGACGAACGGGAUUUUUGCCUCCUAAUGUUUGGAUUGUACUUGCAUUUUGGAUCGUAGUUGGGAAAACAAAUAGAUCUUCGCGACUCAUGUUAGAUCUAUGGAAAAUUAGCUUGGUUUUGCUUGAUUAAACAGCUGUUCCAACCAUUUAUAUUUCACUUAA
This is a messenger RNA of Musa acuminata subsp. malaccensis (wild Malaysian banana), 2133 nucleotides long. RefSeq names its product calnexin homolog. NCBI's taxonomy places the organism in Eukaryota, Viridiplantae, Streptophyta, Magnoliopsida, Zingiberales, Musaceae. The record is from RefSeq and is a predicted model, not a curated record. Gene Ontology annotation, cellular component: endoplasmic reticulum membrane; endoplasmic reticulum. Gene Ontology annotation, biological process: protein folding. Gene Ontology annotation, molecular function: calcium ion binding.